AUGGUGGCUUGGCGGAAAACGUUUACGGUCGUGCUGGACGAAGACAUGUGUUAUUCGUGUUUUGCCACGACAAAAUAUUCAUGCAUAAAAUGUGGUCACUCUGUUUGUAACCAUUGCUCGGGGUUUAAAGACGACGAGGGAACCCCUGGCUGGGUAGCUGGAAAGUCCGUGGGAUAUUGCAUCUCUUGUGAGAAGGAAGAAGGAGCCAGUACAAACAACGGACAAGAAGAGAAAGCAAACAGCGGACAAGGAAUGAAAACAAAAAGCGGACUAGGAGAGACAAGAAGCAGUGGUCAAAGAGAGAAAACAAGCAGUGGAUGAGGAGAGAAAAUGGACAACAACGGAGAAGACAAACGUGAGGAGGCCACAAGUUGGUGAGUAGUGUUUUUGACCGUUUAUUGAUUUGAUUAAAUUUUAUUGAUUUGAUUAAAUUGAUGUUUGUAUGAUGCAAUUUAAGUUAUUACUUUGAAAAAGUGAAGGGCUAAAAUAAAAAGCAAAAUGAAGGAUAUUCCAAAAGAGGGGAAAGGGGGUUGGAGUGGACUGGUAACAGAAAAUUAACAUAGCCCUGACGUUACCCUGUGAUUCUGUUGAUACAAAGCCUGUCAUAUACCUGGAACUGGGGGAUAACUCCCUUAUGUGGGCUACAUAGGCAUGUGCGGCCCCAAAGGGUAUGGUUUUUCAGCAGUUUUGAUCAUAAAUAGGGUAUCGAUUUUGAACUGGGUAUUUUCUUUUAGAAGAAGCUCCUUUUACAUCUCUAUCGAUAAGACCAUUAACAAAAGCCCUUCAACUGUCCCAGUGGCAAUGGUCAUGAAUUGGGGAUCCAGUUUUUUUUGUCAGAUCAUAAAUAGAGUAGGGAAAAUCGCAGACGUUUGUCAUAAAUAGGGUAAGGGUUUUGGGAAGCGUGCUACACACCCCCACCCAAUUUUUCUUGGAGUACCCCCCUCACCCUGGGACCUAGCAUAACUAAUUAUUGAUCAAUGACAAACACUAUUUCUUGUUAAUAGUGUUGUCUUUGGGGACCUAUGUAUAUAAAUAAGAUUGUUUAUCACUGAAAUCAUGACUAAUCAUUGUUUUUAUUUUGUUGAAAUCUUGCAUCUAAAUAUUAUGUUGUAGAGAUUGGCACCCACUAAAAAAACUGUUUAUGGAUAUGAAUAUAAGUAUAAAUUAGAAGAAAUGAUGUGCCAUAGGUUUGUUAUAUCAUUGAGAGAAAGACCUAUCUGUUUGAUAAGGCCAAUAAUAACAGUUAUUAUUGCUAAUAGUUUAAUAAUAAUUUUUUGCUUCUUGAUCACAUAGUGCAGCUCAUCAGGAGCCAGAAGACAUGUCCUAUGAGAGUGAUGGCGAAGAAGAUGAAAAUGGGGAUGAGGAUGGAGAUGCAGAGGACUCUGUUUCUGAGAAAACUGACAAAAAGGCAAAGAAAGCAGGCAGAAAAGCAAAAUGGUCUCAGUCCCUGUUAGAUGAUACUAUAGAUAUCAUAAUAAGUAGUGAUUAUUUCAAGAAAAAACUUAUAUUCACCAAUGUUAAAACUCAGAAAAAUGGACAGAUCUAUGCCGAGGUACUUGCUGAACUUAAGAAGAGAUGCAAGUCUAGGAAUGAAAAUGUUUCCUUUACUGUACCACAACUUAGAUCAAAAUUUAAAAAGCUUGUUGCAGAAUGUAAGAGUGUAGCUUUGACCACCAAAACUUCCACUGGGGUGAAACGAUUCCAAGAUGACAAGGGUUACAGUAACUGGUUCAAUCAGUUGUUUGAAGUUAUCAAAACACAUGACUCUUGCAGACCAGAACUGGCUGUAGAGCCAUCAGCAUCAAGAGAGGAGGUAACUCAGUCAACAGAAGAUGAGGGCAAUAGUCAAGCUUCUCAAGACUGUGUUGGUAAGCACUUUGUGCCUGUGAAAUCAGCUCCAACCAAGAAACUGAAAAAAGAAGACCCAUUGGUUGAAGCUAUUCACUUAAUGAGGAGUGCAAUUGAAAAUGACCCCACAAAACAGCUCAUCCAAUUCUUAAAAUCAGAUAUUGAGAAAUCAAGAGAGCAUGAGGUCAAACUUUUCCAAUUGCUUUUAACACAUUCCACCCUAACCCACAGACACAGUAUGGAUUAG
This is a messenger RNA of Porites lobata, 2095 nucleotides long. The record is from the annotation of a GenBank genome assembly. NCBI's taxonomy places the organism in Eukaryota, Metazoa, Cnidaria, Anthozoa, Scleractinia, Poritidae.